Messenger RNA from Nelumbo nucifera (sacred lotus), 807 nucleotides. Its product is annotated as 65-kDa microtubule-associated protein 1-like. Gene Ontology annotation, molecular function: microtubule binding. The record is from RefSeq and is a predicted model, not a curated record. Gene Ontology annotation, biological process: microtubule cytoskeleton organization; cytokinesis by cell plate formation. Gene Ontology annotation, cellular component: spindle; cytoplasm. Lineage: Eukaryota; Viridiplantae; Streptophyta; Magnoliopsida; Proteales; Nelumbonaceae.
AUGCAGCAAAUAUGGGAUGAGGUUGGUGAGAGUGAGGAGGAGCGUGACAAGAUGUUACUUCAAUUAGAACAAAAGUGUUUGGAUGUUUACAAGAGGAAGGUUGACCAGGCUGUAAAGUCAAGGGAACAGCUUCUUCAGGCCUUGGAUAAUGCCCAGUCUGAAUUGUCCAAUCUUCUCUCAGCUUUGGGGGAAAAAAAGCUUUGUUGGAGCUGCAUAUAUUCCUCUAUGUACAUUGCGAACCUAUUCAGGUUUCCUCAUGGAUAUGGCCUUUAUGUCUUACAGCCAGAGAAGACUACUGGGACAAUUAGGGAGCAACUUGCAGCUAUAGCACCUGUGUUGGAAAAGCUUUGGAAGCAGAAGGAAGAAAGAAUAAAGGAAAUUUCUGAUGUACAAUUACAGAUUCAGAAAAUAUGUGGGGAGAUUGCUGGGAACUUGAAACUUAGUGAGCAGGUGGGGCCUCCUACGGUUGAUGAAGCAGACCUAUCCCUCAGGAAGUUGGAUGAAAAUUUCAUGCUCAAUUCCAGGAACUUGGAAAAGAAAAGUGGUAAUAAUCCAUUGACUUUCCAAUGUGGCAGAAUGAGAUUGCACAAGGUCCUUGACUUUGUAAGCACUGUGCAUGACCUCUGUGCUGUGUUGGGCAUGGAUUUCUUCAGUACUAUUACUGAAGUUCACCCAAGCUUAAAUGACUCUGUUGAAACAAAGGGUCUCUUAUAUCAUGUAGCUCCAGCAGAUGCCAGGAUUAUUUUUGAAGAAAACCAGAAAGAACAAGGAAUGAAUCAGAGACCAUCAUCUGAUUUGAUGAGGUGA